AUGGUUCAGCUUCUCUCGAGCGUGUACUCGUACAAUUCAGACUUCUACACCACUUCGGUGGCCUACCUCAACCGGUAUCCGAACCCAUAUGCCAAGCACGUGCUUUCCUCCGACACACUAGGCACCUCUGUCGACGACCAGGGCCGCCUUCACACGACGCGGCUAGUGGUGAAGACAGGGCUGUUGCCGGACUUCAUCAAGCCCAUAUUGGGCCACAAGCUCGAGUCGUGGAUCAUCGAGAAGGCCGUGAUUGAUCCGAAAACCCAAACCGUGCAUGCUUACUCAGCCAAUGUGGACCACCGCAAAUUCGUCAAGGUGGAGGAGUAUCUCACCUACAAGACGGAGGGCGAGGUGACCAGCAUCGAGGUGAACGUCAAGUUCUCGUCGAAUUUCUUCGGCUUCAAGCGGCGCAUCGAGGAGUGGAGCAGGGACAGAUUCCAUCUGAACAUGAACAAUUCAAGAGAAGGGCUUAUGUAUGUCAUAAACCGAUUCAAGCGCCCCGGGUGGGCACUUUCGGCCUGA
Messenger RNA from Clavispora lusitaniae ATCC 42720, 522 nucleotides. RefSeq lists its product as uncharacterized. Gene Ontology annotation, biological process: phospholipid transport. Lineage: Eukaryota; Fungi; Ascomycota; Pichiomycetes; Serinales; Metschnikowiaceae. Gene Ontology annotation, molecular function: phosphatidic acid transfer activity. Gene Ontology annotation, cellular component: mitochondrial intermembrane space. The record is from RefSeq and is a predicted model, not a curated record.